GCAUAGCCACAUAUAGCUCCCUACACAUUCGCAACCUCUAGUGUCGACCACCACAUUGUUCGAUCCGAGAUGGCAGCGAAGCUCGUGGUGCUGGUGGUGGUGUUCGUGGCAGUCGCGGCGGUGGAGGCCACGUCGAGGGGGAACAAUAACGGGGUGAGCCUGUGCAAGAUGAAUGAGGACGGGCUCACGGCCUGCAAGCCCUCAGUCACCAAGCCCAACCCCGUGGACCCGACCCCUGAAUGCUGCAAGGCCCUGUCGGCGGCAGACCUCAACUGCCUCUGCUCGUACAGGAACUCCCUGAUGCUCCCGGCGCUUGGGAUCGACCCUGAGCUCGCGAUGGGACUCCCCGCCAAGUGCAGCCUCCCUGUCCCCUCCGGCUGUUCUGCCAUGAAACAUCCUUAAGUGAAGCAGAACGUCUCGUGACUGGCAUGACCAAUCGUUGUUAUAGAAAUUAGGGAUUUCAACUCGUUUAAACGUGUUAUAUAUGUGUCUCAUCGUCAUAUGUUCGUGUGGCUUUCCUCUUGUGAUUGUUAUGUGAUGUGCUUUUGCCACCAUAUGGGGUAGCAUCAUGUUGAUCGAACAUUGCCGCCUACAAGUGGUGUACUUUUAACCAUCUGACUUGAUCUGUUAGACUCAGAUCUUGUUAUAAUAAAUCUAUGUUUUCCGAGUGAUCUUCAAUGUUAAAUGAGAGGCAAAGGACAAA
Molecule: messenger RNA, 703 nt
Organism: Punica granatum (pomegranate)
Lineage: Eukaryota; Viridiplantae; Streptophyta; Magnoliopsida; Myrtales; Lythraceae
Source: RefSeq, a predicted model, not a curated record